Molecule: messenger RNA, 1004 nt
Organism: Phlebotomus papatasi
Lineage: Eukaryota; Metazoa; Arthropoda; Insecta; Diptera; Psychodidae
Gene: Pex19
Product: peroxisomal biogenesis factor 19
Exons: 4
Coding region: 125-925 (266 amino acids)
Biological process (GO): protein import into peroxisome membrane
Cellular component (GO): peroxisome; peroxisomal membrane
Source: RefSeq, a predicted model, not a curated record
UGUCACUGCGAUUGUCAGUCUUUUUGACACCGGGAAUGGGAAUUUUUUUGUUUUCACGCGACUUUGUGAGAGAGAAUUUUUAUUAUAUGAAAUUUUAGGUGUUUUUUAACUGUGAUUGCCAAAGAUGUCAGCAAAGGAGGACAAGAGUCAAGACAAAGAACUCGAUGAUCUGCUAGAUAGUGCCCUCGAGGAUUUUGACAAGGCGGAAGGCACAGCAAAGGGAGAGUCUUCAGAAAAAGGCAACUCUUCCCUGUCAGUUCCAGAGGCUGCCCAGGAAAAUCCCUGGGAUGAGGAAUUUAUAAAAUCCCAAGUUAAGAUGUUUGAGGAGAGGAUGGCUAAAAUGUUUGAGGGUGGAGCAGAAGAUGGUUUUCAGCGAAUGGCUGAAGCCGCUGCAAUGGCUCUCAAUCCAGACACUGAAAAUGUUGCUGAUCCUCAGUUCACACAGACCCUCACAGAUGCUCUUAAGGGACUCAGCGAGGGUGCUGAGACCCUUCAGAGCCCCUUUUCCCCCGACGACAUUGCCGAAAUGUUUGGGAAUGUGGAUUUGAAUGCAUCCGGUGAGAACAAUGCAUUUCUGCCUUUUAUGCAAGGCAUGAUGCAGAGCCUCCUGUCGGCUGAGGUCCUCCUGCCCAGUCUGCAGGAUUUGGUGAGCAAGUAUCCCAAGUGGCUAGAGGAGAAUGGCUCAAAAGUUCCUGCAGCUGACAGGGAAAGGUAUGAGAAGCAGCAUGAGCUACUCAAGACCGUCUGUCAGCAGUUGGAGAAGGAAUCACCCAAUGAUACACCCGAAGUCAAAAAGGAGCAAUUUCAGAAGGUUUUUGAAUCAAUGCAGAAGAUGCAGGAACUGGGCCAGCCACCGGCUGAACUGAUGGACGUGGGUGUUGAUCCUACCCAGUUGAAUAAUCCCAACCAGUGUCCGAUGAUGUGAGAUCCGGUGUAAUCUCCCCAGUUACUGCCCUUUUUGUAUCCGGGAGUCUUGUUGCGUGAAUAAAUUGGUGAUUGUGGAA